Molecule: messenger RNA, 227 nt
Organism: Acaulospora colombiana
Lineage: Eukaryota; Fungi; Glomeromycota; Glomeromycetes; Diversisporales; Acaulosporaceae
Source: the annotation of a GenBank genome assembly
AUGAUCAAGUACGCUCGACCCCUCCGCCUUUUGCUACUGCUAACGAAUACAUCUCUUACAGACUUCGAUUAUCCAACUAUGUCUCGCCAGGUGUCCAUCUCAUCGUUACCUUUCUCCUCCAGGUCUCGCUCCCCUCUCACCUCCUCUACCGCACCGUCCAACACUGCUUUCCCGGUAUCGACCGUCACCUCGGAUGGGGUUGCUACACCGUGCUCGGGUCACUCUUA